UACUGAGCUGUUUUCUGAGAGACGAAAACAAACUACUUGUCCUAGAAGAGGGAAAAAAGCAGCUGACAAAUAGAGCGUCGUCGCGAUCCGUCUCUUACUAAUUUCAGUCUAAGCCUAAACCAUCCUCACUCCUGCGGAACAAACUGAUGCACAACUCGGUCAGGAUUGUACUCCUAGUAGAAAACAUCGUCGCAGCAAAUAUUUAAAUACUCUUCAACGAGGCAGACGAAAGGGCUCUCGGGAGUGGUAGUUUUUGGCUCUCCGAAUACUCAGAGGAUGGUCGUGAGCCAGAAGUUUCCUUAAGACUACAAAUCCCAGGUCGUCACGCGGCGUCAUGGGUUAGGAGACCCGCUGCCUCCUUGAAGGGGCUCCCCUUCAGGGGCACCAGGGAUUGGCUACCUUGGCUGGCUUAUUGGCUGGCUGUUCUUGCGCGCAGCCGGCGGCGGCUAGAGAAGUCGUGAUCGGUCUCUGUAGCAGAGAGCGGGAGACGACGGUGAGGUGAUCUUUUCGUCCUUUCCUGAGGUUAUGGUUUUGUAAGCCUCUUGGAAGAGACGUUCGCCUAGUGAGGCCAUGGCAGCCGUCGGACUCAAGGCUGCAAGCGGCGGCGGCGGCGGCGGCAUCUGGAAAAGCGGCGGAGUCAGCCUCCAGCUGGUGGCCGCUGUUUCCAGCAAUCACAGCUGUUCCUCUAGUAGUGGAAGAAGCAGCGGCUCCGGAGACCGCCGGCUUGAUUGCUGCCACCAAAGGGCCCAUCAGCACCAGUCUGCAGGGCAUUCUCAGCCUCCGUCCUUCAACGCCAAAUCCAAGAGAGCCGGGGACUCUAGCCAUGCAGCAGCAGCAGCAACUCUCCCUUUGGGCAGCCAACAGCCCAGCCCCGUCGAAGGGAUCGACACCAAGUCCUACCUCUGGGCCAGAUACCACGAGAUGAAAAGGCUUGUUUACGAUCUUCUCCCACCUGGUGUCUGCAAUCUUCUUAACCCAGCAGCUAUUUAUGCAAAUAAUGAGAUAAGCCUGGAAGAUGUGGAGAUCUAUGGCUUUGAUUAUGAUUACACAUUAGCACAGUACUCAAAUUUGUUGCAUUCUAUGAUAUUCAACACUGCCAGAGACAUCCUAAUUGAACAAUAUAAGUAUCCAGAGGGACUCGGGAAAUAUGAAUACAUUCCUGGAUUUGCUAUAAGAGGGCUUCACUAUGAUGUCCACAAGAGCCUUCUAAUGAAGAUUGAUGCUUUCCACUAUGUUCAAUUGGGUACUGCAUAUCGAGGGCUGAAGCCAGUGCCUGAUGAAGAGCUUAUUGAGAUGUAUGGUGGAACCCAGCACAUUCCUUUAUACCAGAUGAGUGACUUCUAUGGCAAGGGUCCAUCGAUUAAACAGUUUAUGGACAUCUUCUCCCUUCCUGAAAUGGCUCUCCUUUCAUCAGUGACUGACUAUUUCAUGACUCACAAUAUUGAGUAUGACCAAGUUCAUCUUUACAAGGAUAUAAGUGAUGCCAUUAAAGAUGUUCAUGUAAAAGGAAUGAUGUACAAAUGGAUUGAAAAGGACAUGGAAAAAUAUAUUCUUCACGGAGAUGAAACUUAUGCGGUCUUAAAUCAACUGGUUAACCAUAACAAAAAACUCUUUCUUAUCACAAACAGUCCUUUUAGUUUUGUUGAUAAAGGAAUGAAGCAUAUGGUUGGCAAAAACUGGCGAGACCUUUUUGACAUGGUCAUUGUGCAAGCAGAUAAGCCGAAUUUCUUCACUGAUAGACGCAAACCUUUCAGAAAAAUGGAUGAAAAGGGUUCACUUCACUGGGACAAAAUAAGCAAACUGGAAAAGGGGGAAAUCUAUAAACAGGGCAAUCUGUUUGAUUUUCUGCGGCUAACGGGCUGGCGUGGGUCCAAGGUCCUUUAUUUUGGUGACCAUUUGUACAGUGACCUUGCAGAUCUAAUGCUGCGUCAUGGUUGGAGGACAGGAGCUAUUGUUCCAGAACUAGAAACAGAAAUCCGAAUCAUUAAUACGGAACAAUACAUGCACUCUUUGACUUGGCAGCAGGCUCUUACAGGACUACUGGAGAGAAUGCAGAUGUAUCAAGAUGCAGAAUCUAAGCAGGUGCUGCUAGAGUGGAUGAAAGAACGACAGGAAAUUAGGUCACUUACAAAGAACCUGUUUAACCCCCAAUUUGGAAGCAUCUUUCGAACCUUCCACAAUCCAACCUACUUUUCUCGAAGACUGAUCCGUUUCUCUGACAUCUAUAUGGCCUCCAUCAGUUGCCUGCUGAACUAUGAUGUAAACUUUACCUUUUACCCUCGGCGAACUCCUUUGCAGCACGAAGCUCCCCUCUGGAUGGAUCAGCUCUGUACUGGUUGUAUGAAGACUCCAUUCUUAGAGGAAAUGGUGCAUAUCCGGUGAAAGGAGUUUGGAUGUGUAUGUUAAACGUUCGUGUGAUAUAGCUAUUGUGUAUGAAGGGCCCAGCUGCUUAGCCAUGGAUUGCAACCUGGUUUCUGUGUGCCCGUUGCUAUACUUUGCUUCCCAGCACUUCCUAAUAGAUACCCGAGAUGACUGAAUAAAACCUCACAAUACAGAUUAUGUCUUAGAAAUGCUUAAUUAAUACGGAAUCCAAACUUGGAUUAGGAAUGCUGCUCAGAAAAUAGUGAGAUUUCUCACUAAUUAGGUGAAUUUCUGCCAGUGUGGGGGCUGGUUCACAUGUAUAUACUUUCAAUUAUACUUUCAUAGCAGACUGUGUGAACUGAUUGUUGAACAGCACUGUGGUAGUUUGCUUUGUAAUGGCUCAUCUACAAACAUAGUGAAGUGCACGCAUGUGUAAAUCAGCUCUAUCCAAUAUGCAAUGGUGAAAAGUAGUUUUUAAAAAUAUAUGAUGGUAUAAGUUUGGCUUGAAUUUAAAACCUAUUUCUUAAGGCAUUUGUUUCCAUAUUUACAUCUUAUUGUUGCAGCAUCUAAAUACAUAUUGAUUUAAAAUGUCAUUUUUAGCCUGACACAAAUGAAGGAUGCACUCUAUCCUCAUUGUGCAUACCUGUGUAGGAAAAGGUUGACAUAAGAGUCAAUGGCUGCAGCUUUGGCCGUGGUGCUUUUUCCUUUCUAUGAGACUGCAGUAGGUGGAGCUGCCAUUGAAAGACUGUUCAGAAGCUUUAGGUGAUACAAGUGGCUUCCAACAAUUGGUGAGAUAUCAAUAUCCACACAUGUUCCAGGGUUUGCACUGACUUCCUGUUGCCUUCAGAGCUCAGUUUGCUAGCUUUUACUUAGAGAGGGAGACUAUAGCUCAGUGAUAAGGCACAUGCUUUGCCUACAGAGGUCCCAUGGUCAAUUCCUGGCAGCUCCAAGUAGGAUUGGGAAUGUCCCAUCUGGAACCCUAGAGAGUGACUGCACAUGGUCUGCCUUGGUAUAAGGCAGCAGCUUAUAUAUUUUUAACGGCUUACAUUUUAGGCUGAACAUAGUUUUGAGACACCAAUUUUCUGUAUUUGAUCAUAAUGGAGUACACUAACCCUCAGGCUGUUGCAUACAUACCAGUUAAUGGAGCUUCCUUCCUUUGAAGUUUCAUUAAACUCCAUUUGGGCUGGCUUAAGGGAGCACUCCACGUAUAGAAAUCAAACUGGGGGAGGGAUGGGUUUUAUGCUGCCUGGUUUAGUCAUAUACAGGUAUGGCUGUAAAUAAGGAAUAAAUCUGCUCAAAAUGAUUGCAGCACUGUUAAUGUUUAUUUACCAUAUACCCACUAAAUGCACAGUUGAGCUUUGAAUAGUUUUAUACUGCCAUUUGUGAGGGGAAAAUGGUUCUUGAUGCAAUUUUUUAAGGAAAGCUUGACCAUUCUAAUGAUGCUAAAGAAGCCUUUCUGACAGAUUAUAUAGAACUUGUGGCUCUAGUUUAUGCUUAAUGAGAGGGUCACCCUAACUGUUGCUCACAUAAAUGAUGUUAUUUAAGACUAGGAUACCAGACUUUGUGUACUGUAUUCUUUUAAAGAUUUAUAUUAGAGUGCUACCUACUAGUCAAAAACACUGAGUUGGUUUUUUAAAAUGUGACUUGUAAGUAAACUUACUCCAAUGAAACAUGCUGUUGCUUCAGUUUGAUAUAACUGAUGAGAAGAUGAUUCUUCAGCUCAGCAAGAUGUUUAGCUAUGAUGAAAAAAAAUCAACUUAUCAUUCCAAUCUUGAUGAGUAGGGGUGCAUUCCUUAAAAUGGCAAUGAAGUUUUCAGUUUUCUGCUGCUUAAUGACAUGUUUACAUUAUAGGACAUGCGCACCCUAUAUAUACUGUAUAGAGCUGUUAUUUCUUGUGAUAAGGGUUUUGUGUCCCUCUUCUCUUUUGACAGUUUCUUACCACCGUAGAGGCUCUCUUCAAACAUGACAGUUUUUUUCCCUAAUAAGCACUGUGUAUACAAACAUACACUAGAAAGCCCACAGCCAAGUGUAACGUAUAUGCCUAUUAGGACUGUACUCCGGCUUCAGCCAAGCCAAAUCAAGUCUAUUUGGCCCCAGCUGAAUCAGGUUCUGACAGCCCCGGAUCACUACAAGUCAGAUUGGAUGACCCAGAGUGACCUGGGCUGUCAAGAGGUGGAGCAUCAGGCAGGGAGAAGAGGCAGCCACAGUCCUCCUUCCUGCCUGAGUGCCGCCCCCACCUCCCACAGGAGCACUGCAGGUGGUAGUUUGCAAGGCACUUUCCUUUAGGAAAACUUCUAGAGCCAGAUCCCUGCACCAGUGGAAACUGACAACGGUAUGUACAAACUUGUACAGGAUGGUGUGCAGCCCAAACACUGAAAGGGACAUGGGAGAAUAUGUCUCUACUAGGAACAGGAUCUUGGAAGAGAGACAAGGGAAGCGGAAUCUGUCUAUGCUGAAGAUAGCGGUUUAUAGGAUGAUGUCAUAAUAUACAAUUAUUCCUUGGUAACUAUACAAUCCAUACAUUCUCAUUAACAGAUGAACAUAGGGGUAGGAAGUGCAUGUUUGUUCUUGAUGUGUAGUUCUACACCAAGAGAAAGUAGACGGCUAUUUAAACUAAAGGAUUUUGAAAACAAAUUCUUAAAAUUACCUUUCCAGAAAUUCAAAGGGCACUUACACUGACCAAGGUUUGAAAUUAGUUCAUUUCCUUCAUAAAGUUGUCUGUUUUAAAUGUGCCAAGUAAACUUAUACUGCACAGAAAUGAUAAAAUGAACCACCAUUAUAAUGAUUCCUGUCCCAUAAAGCCACCUGUGGCCUCGUUCCUGAACAUAAUAUGAAAUGUUAAAUCCAUUAAUAAAAAAACCCAGUUUUCUUAGCAGUUUUGGCUAGACAUUUAGAUGGAAGAAGAAAUUUAACACUUGAAUAUAAAGUUGUAAGAUUUAAUAUAUUUAUUACAUUUUUCAUUUGAAAUUGCUGAGCUACAAAUAAGCUUGCUAUGUUUUCGUUAUUUACUGCAUUUUACAGCAAAUAUAUUACUAGAUUACUUUGCCGGUCCUUGUUUAAACUAUUUACUACCAAGUAUUUGCAAUCUGAACUAUUCCAACAAUUGUCUUGUAGUUUUUUUUUGUAUUCAUUUAUUGAAAGUCCUCAGAUAGCACUACCUUCAUUUUUUUACAAGUAGCCUGCUCUGUACAACACAGGUAGCUUGGAAUCUGAAGAACUGGGAUAAUGAUUUUGAUACGAUUUUGUCUGCACUUGGUACAAUAGUUUUGAUUUGCAAGUCUGUUCACAAAGAAGGUCAGAUUAUUAUGUGUGUGUGCGCUCCAUGAUUAUGUAUAAUGUAAGUGUCCUUGAGAGUGUAGAACAUUGCUUUAGUUGGUUAUUGUAAAACACAAUGUACUAUUUUUACAAAGAUAAUGAAGUAUUUCACCAUGG
This is a messenger RNA of Rhineura floridana, 5793 nucleotides long. RefSeq names its product 5'-nucleotidase domain containing 2 (gene NT5DC2). Gene Ontology annotation, molecular function: 5'-nucleotidase activity. The record is from RefSeq and is a predicted model, not a curated record. Lineage: Eukaryota; Metazoa; Chordata; Lepidosauria; Squamata; Rhineuridae. The coding region runs from base 571 to 2382 and encodes 603 amino acids. The transcript is spliced from 14 exons.